GGCUUGUGGGUUUUGGGACAUUAGGGUUUCAAAUUUUCUUCCCCAGGGCAAUUGCAGCAAAACAGAGAUCUUCUGCUGUUAUAUUUUGUCUUUUUUGAUGUUCUCUGUUCAAAGAUUUUAACAGUUGGUGGUAAAUAGACUCCAGGGUCUAGAAAUUGGCAGUUUCUGUUAACAGUUUAGUGUUCUUGGAUCUCUGGAAUAAAAGUCGUUAAGAUGAACUCUGCAGACAUUGUGAAUUUGUGUAGUGAUGAUGAACUUGGGGAGGUAGAUGUAAAACCAAUCAAAGUGGAGCCAUGUCUUGUUGGGGGCUCAGUGAAGCGAAAACAGCAUCAGAAAGCCCAAGCAGCUGAGCUUCAUGACUCCAAUAUCCAACCUAGAACACAAGAAUCUGAAGAAAAUAGAAGCUCAAAUGCUUUAAGUACUGGUCAUAGCAGCAAUAGUGUUUUGGAGCAGGGUCUUUCCCCAGUGGGAAUGGAUGAUGCGGUUGUUUCUUCAGUGGCAACUCUAUCUCCAGCUCCCAUCUGUCGCCAGUUUUGGAGAGCCGGGGACUAUGAUGGGGGGCUUAGUUCAAAAGUCACGCUCCAAAAUAGCAAGAAUCAUCUGCAAGUUCAUCCUAUGUUCCUUCAUUCCAAUGCCACUUCACAUAAGUGGGCGUUUGGUGCUGUGGCAGAACUACUUGAUAAUGCCAUUGAUGAGAUCCAAAAUGGAGCCACUUUUGUCAUUGUAGAUAAAAUCUCAAACCCAAGGGAUGGUAGUCCGGCAUUGUUAAUUCAAGAUGAUGGCGGUGGAAUGGACCCUGAUGCAAUGCGUCACUGUAUGAGUUUUGGAUUUUCAGAUAAGAAGUCAAAAUCUGCUAUUGGACAAUAUGGUAAUGGUUUCAAGACUAGUUCUAUGAGACUCGGCGCUGAUGUUAUCGUCUUCAGUCGUCACCUCAAUAAUAGGUCGUUAACGCAAAGCAUAGGUCUCCUCUCUUAUACAUUCCUGACGAAAACAGGCCAUGACAGAAUAGUGGUUCCUAUGGUGGAUUAUGAGUUUAAUACAUUGACUGGGUCAUUAGAUGUGUUGCAUGGUAGAGAACAUUUUGUGGCUAAUCUUUCCAUUUUAUUGGAGUGGUCCCCAUAUUCAACAGAAGCUGAGCUUCUGAAGCAAUUUGAUGACAUUGGCUCCCAUGGCACAAAAAUUGUUAUCUACAAUUUAUGGUUCAAUAAUGAAGGGAAUUUAGAGCUAGACUUCGAUUCUGAUUCUAAGGACAUUCGGAUACAAGGGGACACUAAGAAGAUUGACACAAUACCUGCUUGGAGAACUGUAAAUGAACAGAAUAUUGCUAACCAAUUCAACUAUUCUCUGCGUGUAUACUUGUCUAUUCUGUACUUGCGAGUUCCUGAAACUUUCAAAAUAGUGUUGCGUGGGGAAGUUGUUGAGCAUCAUAAUGUUGUUGAUGAUCUUAAAUACAUAGAAUACAUAUUGUAUAGGCCUCAAUCUGGUGGAAAUGUUGAGGGUACAGCUGUAACUACAAUUGGUUUUCUUAAACAAGCUCCGCAAGUUAAUAUCCAUGGAUUUUGUGUGUACCACAAGAACCGUCUUAUUUUGCCAUUUUGGCAGGUUGUUAGCUAUUCAGAUAGUAGGGGUCGAGGAGUGGUUGGUGCUCUGGAAGCUAAUUUCAUUGAACCAACUCAUAAUAAACAAGAUUUUGAGAGAACUUCCCUCUUUCAGAAGCUUGAAUGUCGCUUGAAGGAAAUGACAUGGGAAUACUGGGAUUAUCAUUGUGGACUAAUAGGAUACCAGCCCAAGAAAAAGCCUCGAAUACCAGAAUCUUCUCAGAUUUCAUCUGACUAUACUGGAAAAAGUAGUGUGCAACAACCUGUUUUACUUAAUCAACAUUCACUACCUCACUCUCAUAGUAGAGCAGCACAAGGAUUACAUACAAAGAGGAAGGAGCAAGGUAAUUUAGCUGAAUUUGAGAAAGUUAAGCAGCAGGCAGGGAAUGGUGGCAAUGCAGUUGUACAGCCUGCCAAUACUAUUAUUUCAAAUAACUCCAGAAAUCAAGAAGCUACUACCUUGAUGCAAGAAAAUCAGAAGCUACAUGCAAAAUGCUCUGAAUAUGAGAAAAGAGGCGAAGAACUUAAUGUGAAGGCGACACAACUCAGAAGGGAAAUAGAAGAGGUUCAGCGCGAGUAUGAUAGGCUAUUGAAAGAAUUAGAGUCCUUGGAUGUUGUCAAGGAGGAAAAGAAUGUUAAUACGUAGAUUUUCUCAAUUUUGUCAAUUCAUUUAUCUGUAACAUAGUUUUGUACUGUAACAUCACGAUGUGCAUUAGGCUGUCAAAGGAGAAAAAGAAAAAAAAGGAAGUGCCAAAAGUUUCAUAGAAGUAGUGAUUCCAAAUAUUAGAAGAUACAUACCCGUCUCUUUCUUAAAUUUGACAUCGUAAUUUGUUACAACUUCUAAGUUGAAAUGGAUAUAAAAACGACUUAGAUGGGUGCAAAAAGACUAAAGAAUUUUGUAAACAAUAAAAACCAGGAAAAAUUUUGCAGUGAUCAAAUGCCCUAUUCUUAGGUUUUAUCUGUGGCUCCUGUAACCAUCUUGAGGUGAAAAAAUGCUGGCCGUAGAAAUAUGCUCAUUUCUUGAAGGAGCCAGUGCCAUGGAGUUCACUCUCCAGUACCCGUUAUUCCUUCUCUUCACAUCUCCAUAGACGCAUCUCUCUUCUUCCCCUAUUUUAUCGCUUCCAGCGGUCCCAUCUGAGUUGGAGAUCGAAACUUUUCUCCAGUUGCACCAUAUCCUCAGCAUGAUAUAGAGCAUCACCAGGCAUACGACGGCAGAAGUAAAGACAAUGGCAACCGUAAUACAUACAGCUGCAGUUC
Rubroshorea leprosula is the source of this 2855-nucleotide messenger RNA. Lineage: Eukaryota; Viridiplantae; Streptophyta; Magnoliopsida; Malvales; Dipterocarpaceae. The record is from the annotation of a GenBank genome assembly.